Molecule: messenger RNA, 2521 nt
Organism: Numida meleagris (helmeted guineafowl)
Lineage: Eukaryota; Metazoa; Chordata; Aves; Galliformes; Numididae
Gene: SLC25A48
Product: solute carrier family 25 member 48
Exons: 9
Coding region: 413-1333 (306 amino acids)
Biological process (GO): transmembrane transport
Cellular component (GO): mitochondrion
Molecular function (GO): transmembrane transporter activity
Source: RefSeq, a predicted model, not a curated record
GUGCUAAUGCCAUUCUUCUCAGAAAGCAUCCAGGACCGAUCCAAGGAGCUGCUAUCUGCGGAAUCUGACCUCUGCAGAACUAAAAGUGCUUCGGGCUGUUGUAAACUGCAGAGCAGGAGCGAUUCUGCUUUUCCAGCUCCCGGCACCAACAGCUCCACCGUGAAAAGGAGAGCGCUGGAUCUGAAACCGGUUAGCAGAGAGCGGAGCGGCCCCAGCCCGGCCCCACCUCUCCCGGCACUGACAGCGGCACCGGAGCGGCCGCUCCCGACGGGACGGGCCCGAGGUAGGGCGGGGGCGGCCGCGCUGCGCCUUUAAGCCCCGGCCGUGAUGUCACCGCCGCCAGGCUCCGCUCCGAGCCGUCCGCUGCGGCCCCGCCGGGACCCCCCCGAGCCCCCCUCGGCAGCGGCUCGGCAUGAGCAGCCUCCAGCUCCAGGACUUUGCCGCCGGCUGGGUGGGCGGAGCCGCGAGUGUGGUUGUGGGCCAUCCCCUGGACACUGUCAAGACUCGUUUGCAAGCUGGACAAGGAUAUGGAAAUACGCUCAACUGCGUUCUUACUGUGUACAGAAAUGAGUCUGUGGCUGGCUUCUUCAAAGGCAUGUCCUUCCCUCUGGCCAGCAUUGCUGUUUACAGCUCGGUGGUGUUUGGUGUCUUCAGCAACACGCAGCGGCUGCUGGGCCAGUUGAGGCACGGGGACACGUCCCACGCACCGACACUGGUGGAUGUGGCUCUUGCCAGCACGGUGGCUGGAUUCAUCUCUGUCGGCAUUGGCACGCCCGUUGACCUGGUGAAGAUCAGGCUGCAGAUGCAAACACAGACAUACAGCACAGCCGAUGUUAAACUAAAGCCCACAGUUCCUGGCUUUCCUGUGUAUCGAGGCCCAAUUCACUGCUUUAGGACAGUCCUACAGAAAGAAGGGAUAGCAGGGAUCUACCGAGGCAUGGGAGCAAUGCUGCUGAGGGAUGUUCCUGGGUACUGCCUGUAUUUCAUCCCUUACACGUUUUUCUGUGGUUGGAUUACCCCUGAUGGAUGCAUUUCUCCUAAUCCCACUUCUAUCUGGCUUGCAGGGGGUGUCGCAGGAGCCAUUUCCUGGGGGACCGCUACUCCAAUGGAUGUUGUGAAAAGUCGGCUCCAGGCAGAUGGAGUUUAUCUGAACAAGUACAAGGGGAUUCUUGACUGUAUCUUGCAGAGCUACCAGAACGAAGGCCUAAAAGUCUUUUUUAGGGGCAUCACGGUCAAUGCAGUACGAGGAUUCCCAACGAGUUCAGCCAUGUUUCUUGGCUAUGAACUUUCUCUCAAAGCAAUGAAAAGAGGCCACACUGAGACCAAUCCUUAACUUCCAGAGUUUCCAAGAUGACCUGACCAGAGUCCUCCUUUCCUGAGCCAAACCAGCAGCCUGGAGGCAGUGAGGACUCGCUGGUUUGACCGAAGACUCCUGGCACUGCAGAAGCCCACAGUGAUGGCAUCUGCUUUCCCUUCCACUGUGGCCUUGGGCCCUGGAGGUCUCCAAACCUGCACCAGCUCAACCAAAUCCAAAGACCAUUUUAUUUUUAAAUCUCUCACUCUGUUGUCUAGAGCACCUUACUAAUUCCCGUGGUGUGUUGCACUUUUUCGCUAACGACGUUUUUCUCCUUGAGCCGAAAGAACAACUUCCCUUACCUGCACAGAUGAGAUACACCCAAAACCACCCCACAUGGCAUGAGCUGAGUGAGUGCCUUUUGCAUGAUAUCAUGCAUAAUGUUCAUCUUCUUCGUGAACAAGGACCUCCUGCUUUGGAAAGAGAAGAGAUGAGUGCUUUGGGUACAUGGGUACAUUUUGUGUAGGAAGGUUUGGAUUCCUAUCAAAUCCCAACUUGCUUUCAGGAUCAAAGAAGCAGAUGACUGUACCUAUGUGAAUGAUUGCUCCUGUUUUGCAUCACAGAAUUCCCCACUUUUACCACAGUGUGACACAUUAUCUUGUAAAGAUACGAAGGGCUUUGACUUUCACUUUAUCUAAGAUGUAAAUUAAAUCGGGAAACAUCAAGAUAUUAAAUUCAGAUUCUAAGCUGCUCUUUUUCUUCAGAAAGCAAUAAAGCUAGCCCUCACUUUGUAUAGAUGGCUGCCUAUUGAUUGAACUGACUUUGCCUGUGUGGCCCUCCGGGGGCCUGCUAGAGGCACAUGCAGGUACCUGACAGAGCAUCUGAUUUUCUAAUGGGACAAUCCACCCUGAGAGCUGCCUUAUCCUGCUGACUUUGCCUUGCUUUGCACUCUUGAGCAGACACCACCAAAGGAAGUCUCUCUCUAAGGCAUGCAAAGUCUGUCCCAAGCUAUAUUCUCUCAAAUACAGAGGCCAGCUUUAGAUCUCCGGCUCUGCUGCAAUCCUGCUGAGAUGACUGUGAGGCACCCAGGUCUCUCUCUUUGGUCUACCUCAAUCUUUCCGCUCAUCUGAAGACCUCUUACGUUGUGAUUAUUUCUCUUUAUGCUGUUAAAUACCUCCACUCUUUAUUUCCUAAGCAUGGAGCUUCUGACGCCAAAAAAAAAAAAAA